AAUACAACGCCGUAUCGGUCUGCAAUCGCUCUCCUCUCCCUCCCUCCUACGCCUCUCUCUCGGUAUGGCGGACGGCGAGAGGUCCCCGUUGCUGUCAGAUUUGGGAGAUGGUGCUCUCGGCAGCGGUAACGGCGGGGUUUCUCCCGGCUCGGGGCCGUACGGCGUGCCCAACAAACCUCAGAGCUUCCCUGCUUUUCCCAGCUCCAGUCAGCCCUCUGUGCUCCUAGGAGAGGACCCUCCACCUUUGUCUCCUCUCACCUCCCCGGAGAGUGGAAAUGCACCUGUUAUCAGCUGCAGGGUGUGUCAGAGCCUCAUCUCUGUGGAGGGCAAGACGCAUCAACAUGUGGUGAAGUGUGGCGUUUGCAAUGAAGCUACGCCCAUUAAGAACGCCCCAACAGGGAAGAAGUACGUUCGCUGCCCCUGCAACUGCCUUCUCAUCUGCAAAGUCUCUUCUCAGAGGAUUGCUUGUCCCCGACCAUACUGUAAGAGGAUAAUAAAUCUGGGCCCGGUUCAUCCUGGCCCGGCCAGUCCUGAUCCGCAGCCUGCUGGAGCCCGGGUUUCCUGUGGACACUGCAGCAACACCUUCUUGUGGACAGAGUUCACGGACCGGACGCUGGCCAGGUGCCCACACUGCAGGAAAGUCUCCUCGAUUGGUCAGAGGUAUCCCCGGAGGCGGAGCUUGUGGUGUUUUCUACUCUGCUUGCUAUUCAGCGUUUCCACUGCUGGGCUGAUGGCUGGAACGUGGGUGAAGGCUCAGACCUACCAGGGGAUCUACGCCUCGUGGGCCGUAAUGCUGCUUCUGGUUCUCGUCACCUUGGCCCGGGCCUUCUACUGGGUGUGCAUGAGGGUCAGCCAGCCGCUCCAGAGCUUCACAUAGAGGCCCCCGCCCGGCUGUCCACCGCUUCCCGACCCACCAGGCAGGAGGAACAAAGGCUUUAAAAACACAGAAUCUAUAUUUAAACCCAACCCCAGAGAGACGAGGUUCUCCUCCUCCCGUUCGUUCCCGUUUAGUGAAACACGUUUCUAAAAGCCGAUGGUGGCAGCUGCAGCUGCUUCACAUCUGCCGGUAAUUAUGAAGUCACUUCCAGCCUGACGUACUGAUGAUCUGCUCUAACCUUGUGGCCAGUGUGAGGUUCAUUUUAACAUUUUAUCUCUCCCUCCUUACUCCUGCUCUUGCAUUCUGCUCUGCUGCAUUUAUUCAGCGUCGA
Molecule: messenger RNA, 1208 nt
Organism: Nematolebias whitei (Rio pearlfish)
Lineage: Eukaryota; Metazoa; Chordata; Actinopteri; Cyprinodontiformes; Rivulidae
Gene: pip4p1a
Product: phosphatidylinositol-4,5-bisphosphate 4-phosphatase 1a
Exons: 7
Coding region: 65-877 (270 amino acids)
Biological process (GO): phosphatidylinositol dephosphorylation
Cellular component (GO): plasma membrane; late endosome membrane; phagocytic vesicle membrane
Molecular function (GO): phosphatidylinositol-4,5-bisphosphate 4-phosphatase activity
Source: RefSeq, a predicted model, not a curated record